CAUUCCUCGCAGGUCACACGCGACUCCGACCUACCUGCCCGACAACAGUGCCUUCUACUCGCCGUAGCGCCGACGGAAGAUCUAUCGGUAACACCUGGACGUUAAGCCUAACGUCGUCCGAGUAUGGGUGCCCAUAGUUUGGGAAUUCGGUGCGGGAACGCCCGCGGUUCACCUUGCUGAUUCGCGUCAUUAGCGCGGACUUUACGGACGGCACAGCUGAGAUAUUUGAUUUCUGAAGGCUCGAUAUAUUUUAAGUGUGAGAACGAUUUAACGGCGCAUCGUAUGGUGCUGCGUGACUUCACCGCUGAAAGUCGGCCGUUCCCUGUCCCCACGCUGGCUGCCCUCGUGCCCUCGUACUACCCAGGUCCACAGGCGAUGACCUCCAAAGAGGCCGAAUGCCCUCCAAUUCAGAACGAGCCCGUCGACCUGUCGGUGAACAAAAAGAACAGCAACCCAAGUUCUCCGUCCAUGUCUCCCAGGUUACUUAGCCUUUCCUUCCCAUCGCCUGCCAGCUCACCACCAUCUUCCUGCAUCGAUCUCAGGCUAUCCAACUCCAAGCAUCUCCUGCCAUCAGCUCCUGGAGAUGAUACAAGUAAUAGUGCAGACGAACAUUCCCCUUUGCCGAUGGACAUUAUUCACAGAACAGGGUCAUCGGCAUACCUUUCUCUCCAGAGGAUAAAACAAGCCUCCUUAGAAAUGUCUCAGGUUCAUCAACAGUUGCAGAAGCAUAGCGCUGCUAUGGCGUCGCCUUCCCUUCUCAAUGGGUCAUUACCGAACGGUCUGUUUACCGCUGGGCAUCGGCUGGCGUCCGCAGCAUCCGUCGUCCCUUUGAUUGGGGCGCACUCGACUGCUCUCCUCAACGGCUCCAUGAGCAUGGCUAGUGCCUCUUCGGACUUCUACUCUGAGAGCCUCAAGAGGAGAAAAGUUCAUCGUUGUGACUUCGAGGGCUGCGAAAAAGUGUACACAAAGAGCUCGCACCUAAAAGCUCAUAAAAGGACUCAUACAGGAGAGAAACCUUAUACGUGUACAUGGGAAGGCUGCACCUGGAAGUUUGCCCGAUCCGAUGAGCUGACCCGACACUACAGAAAACACACAGGCCAAAAGCCAUUCAAAUGUCAAUUGUGUCAGCGGUCGUUUUCCAGAUCAGAUCAUUUGUCUCUGCACAUGAAAAGACAUUAGCCCAGUGGCAUAGGAAUUCACAAGAAUCUACAGAUUAAAAGAAUGCGAGAAUGGAUUUACGAGAUCAGCCACUGUUGCCUUGCAGAGAGAUUUCCAGCUACAAAUGAAAUUUUGGUCUUGUGCAUUGAUGUUAUUGAAAAAUACCGACUUAAGUUAUAAAGCUUUCGAUUCUGGGACUGCACAAUGGUAUAUUUAUACUUCAUCGGAGAGUUUUCCGAUCUUCUGACAUUUUAAAGUGUAUAUAUGAUUAGAGAGACUAGUAUAUUUUGAAAAUAAACUGCCACCAUUUUUUACAUUCCAAUUUUGGAUCUACUGGGUGCUUUCGCAGUUUCAGGCGAGGAGACUUGUUGUCGAUGCAUCAUGAACCCUGUGAUGAUAUAUUAAAUGGAUUUUACUAUUCAAAACCAUAAGGCCAGCAUCUGUUACUGCAUUCUUAGACAUAAGCGAAAACCUUCUGUUGGCGAACUCUUCUAAUUUAUGGUUCCAUCACCUUAUUUGAGAUCCUAAAAAUUCAACAAAAAAUUAAACUCUUCAUAUAUUUUAUAAUGAACUGAAACUUUGAAACGUUUCAACUUCUUUACGCAAUCGUUAAAAAUCUCGUUUCAUUCAAUAAGUGUACUUCGUAUCAGUAUUGUAAAUAUAUAUUUUAAGCUUUGGCAUUUUAAUGUAAACCUAAGAUGUUAAUCGUUAUUUAUAAGUUCAUCGCCUUCUAAAUUGCAUUCUUCAGUAAACUGAGGUACAAAUAUUUGUUAAUGGUAUCAUUUUAAGACAUUUCUAAGCAUAAAUAAAUAUUUAAUCUUUCAUUUUAUGAAUAAAUUUACUGGGCAGUCCAUUGGAAUCAUUUUAUUAAAUCUUAAAAGAAAUUGAUAUUUUUACUUUAACUUAUAUAAAGAAAUGUAGCUAUCACAAGUUUUCUUGCUUCAUCCAGAGGCCAGCGAAAUCAAAUUGUGUCCUUGAGACGCCAGAAAAAAGGUAAUAGAUGAAAUAAAAAAGAUGCUAAAGCAUAUGGCGACCUUAUAGCAAUGGAUAUGCUGUCUUUCAAAGUUUGAUAGGAAAUUUUGCUAUGUUUUUAAACCCGAAACAGCAGUGGAAGUAAAAAAAUAAAUUAACCGAAACUAGAAGUUAUGCCCAAACUUAUUUUUGGAAGCCAUCCUAUUUGUUUAUUUCAAGAUCAUUUUGAAUCUUUUAUUUAGUUCUCAAAUUUGAGAAAAGAAUUUAGUAGAUUGCAAAUGUAGGCGAUAGCUCUUUUUUAACAUUAUAUAGGUUUUUUUUUUUUUUUUUUUUAAUUCUGAUAUAUCGUGAAAACAUUUUUUUCUCGUUAUAAGAAAUAAAUUUAAAAAUGAAUCAUUUCGAAAGCUGGGAAAUAUCUCGUCUAUGUGCCAAACAAUAUAGUCGGCACCGGAUGCCAACACUGGUAUUUGUAUAAUUUAUAGUAUCGGAGAUAAAUGAGAACGUUCUAUUUUUUUCAAAGCUGGCGUUGAAUGAUCUGCAUGUACAGGAAUUUAUGUACUUUUGAAGUAUUAUUGAAAGAAUAUCCAUGUAAAGAUAUCUAUGUAUAAAAUUGAAGAGAAAUAUUUUUUAUAUACGUUCUAUUUUAAAAAAUAUUCACUUGUACUAUUUGGAGAAAUCUGGUCAGUCUUGCAGACUGUGUUAUUUUUUUUUUAUUUUUACAUGCAAUACAGCCUACCGUUCUGCAGAAUAGAUGCAACCAGUUGAACGGUAAUAUAUUUUUGAGAGAAUAUUCAAUUUAAUCAUUUUACAGCCGUCUUCUAUAGUAAAUUUCUCAGGUACUUCAGCUUAAUGUGAGAAGAAAAACGUUACUGAUCAGUGCAGCAUCGCUUAUCUGUUCAGAAAGAUUCCCUCUAAAUAUGUGCUUUGCAGAUAUCUCUCAUCUGGUUCAAACGUUAUUAGAUAAUGGAUGCUGUACCCCAAAAUGAUUCAUGUGAACCAUUUGAUCCACUUUUUAUAUUGAUGAAAGCAUUUCUUUCAUGUCUAUUUAAAAUCUAUCACUUCAGUCUUAUUUUUUUCUACUCUUUUCAUAUGGGCAUUAUUUUUACUCUCAUUUGAAGUUCCUUUUAUGGCUAAGUAUUUUCUAAGAUGAACAAAAAAUUAUUUUCGAAAUGAAGGGAAAUUGAUUAUAUAUUUCAUAAAAGAUAAAAUGCUGAUUUCAUUUCUCAAACUAUCAAAGAAAGAUCUUGUUUAUAAUGGCUUCUCAUGCCUUUUACAAAAAUCACAAUUAUUUUAAGCGGCAACUGAUCUAAAUUAAAAAAAAACAAAACAUUCUUACAAAUAUUAAUUUAUAAAGAUGUGUCUGCUCCGAAAGUGAGUUUUUUUUAAAUAACCAACAUAAAAGAGACAAUCCAAAAGAAAAUUGCCUUAUUUAUUAUUUUUAAACACUUUUAGACUAACAAAUGAUAGUUGUGUCAUUAGAUAUCAUUUUUUAAAAAAUUUAUCUUAAUAAAAACUGUUAUCCCACAGAACAAUUUUCUGUUUACUUCACAACCUUCAAUGUUUUAUAUUGCAAGGCAUUUGAAAUGUCUACACCCUGAAAAACUCGCCAAUUUUUUUUUUUUAAUCCAGUAUUAAAUAUCUAUUUAAUAUCACCGUGUAGAAAUACAUGAAAAAUCAGUUCUCCUUAAUGGGCAUUGUAUCGUAUUGCUAAGACUUAGUUUUAGCAAUAAGGCACUUUUUUAUAUUUUAUAUACAUUAUGGAAAAUUUUAGAAUUGAAAGCAUAACUUUCUUUUAAAUUUUAAAAAUGGAGGCAUAAAGAAGAAUUUUAUAUUUUGGAAAUUAAUUUUUAAGUAAAACAUAGGUCAUAUGAAUAAAGCGAGUCGAUGGAUGGUACUUAAUUUUUUUUAUUUCUUUCAUUUAAAAUAAAAUUAAUUCUGGGGCAUUAUUUCGUAGUUCAUAAAUUUCAAUUUUUCUCUCAUCGAAACUUUCAUCUAAUUUAAAUUUUAUAUUUUAAGAUAAGAUGCAUGUUAAUAACUGUGAUUUUAUAUAAAAAUAAUUUAGAGAUAAGAAUUGUUUUUUUAUUUCUAAUCAUUCGAAUGAUUUUACUACUUUUCUAUUCAGAUUAUUUCUUGCGAACCUAAAUUUAAGAUUCAGGAUUUCAAACUCGGGGCACAACUCAUUCUUCAAGAAUUCUAACUCAUUCUUCAUUCAAGAAUCUUAUGACGAAAGUCGCGUGAAAAUCGUGGAUUUUAGAAAUUCAUUUGUUUCUAUUCUUUUUGAUACAUUCCGAUUUCUUUUUGUAAACUAUUAGGAUCUAUUUUAUGGAUAGGAAAUUUAAAUUCUUUGCUUUAUUAAAAUAAAAUAUUCACCAGGAAAAUCGACCCUCGUUAGAAAGAAAAUUGAUUUCCUUCUGUUUAUUUCCUCUAUUACUUAUCAUAUAAUGACUGUUUUUUAAUUUCAUUCAAUAUCUUUACAGUUUUUCUUCUUUCAACUGUCAUUUCCUUAUUACUGAACGAAUUUCAAAGAUGUCUUCAAAAAAAUACGAUCAUUGGUUGUUGCUUCGUUCUUUGUCAAUGGUUCAGAAAAAGACAUUUACUAAUUAUGUAUAGUAUUUAGUGAUCAAAAUGAUGUUUCAAAUAAUAUUAAAAUAUUUACCCCUACUGUGAUUAACACAUUGAUAAGAAUCUUUUUGAGGCUAUUUCAUUUUUUCAUGGAAUAUGGUAUAAAGAGUAAACACUUCCGUUCCCUUGAUAUUCGUCCAAGCGAACAUUAAAAACGUUCGAAAUAUUUGCUGUUUCAAUUUCUUUUGAGAUAUUGUCAUGGCGUUGUUUACAGUAGCAUUCACUUCAUGAGCUUAAGAAAAAAUCUCUUAAACUGCAUUUUAUUCGGAAAUUUUGUUGAAUGUCCAACUUUUAUUGUGAUGUUUCACGCAUGAAUCAAAUCUAAGCAGACAACAUUUUUUAAGAUCAAUAUUCUGACGAAUUUUGAGGAACUUUUGCCUAGUUUUUCUCAUUGAUAAAGUAUCUAUUUAUAUUGCUGUAUUCUUCGUUCAUUCCUUUUUACCUAACUGUUUGUUCAAGUUUUGUAAAGCCUGUUUCCCCAAAACAAGUUGAUUAUUAUGAGAGUAAUUUAUACAUUUAUGAUAUAUUUUGUUAUGAAAGAAAUUAUGUGCAUUACAAAUAAAAGCAUUUUUGACUUCG
Molecule: messenger RNA, 5331 nt
Organism: Argiope bruennichi
Lineage: Eukaryota; Metazoa; Arthropoda; Arachnida; Araneae; Araneidae
Product: Krueppel-like factor 12
Exons: 7
Coding region: 283-1179 (298 amino acids)
Biological process (GO): regulation of transcription by RNA polymerase II
Molecular function (GO): RNA polymerase II cis-regulatory region sequence-specific DNA binding; DNA-binding transcription factor activity, RNA polymerase II-specific
Source: RefSeq, a predicted model, not a curated record